UAUGUAUGUUUGUUGUCGGUUGGAAACGGGAAUUUGUAAAUGUUUGCUUUUUUUUUUUUUUUUUUUUUGGAGUUGUUUGCGCAUUAAUCAACCUUUAAUCUUGAAUGCGGUAAUGUUAUGGAGGUCAUUUAUUUGUCUUAUUGUUGACACCAUAAAAGUGUCGUUGUUUUGUCACAGUUAGAGACAGAAUCAGCCUGUAAGACCAGUGAUGUAGGUCACUUCACUAGCAUUAACGCUAGCUGAGUAGUUUUGUUGAAACUUUCUGAGAAUGCUAAGACUGUUAAAUGGUCGAAGGUGUAUUGGAAUAUGCUUCAGAGCUUUUAGACGGACAAACAGUGAUAAAUGGAUGUCAAACAGAUGCCAGUCGAAUGAGUACAUUAGCAGAUUUAUUUGGGAAAACACAGAGUUAACUGGAGGUCAGAGCCUGACACCAGAAAUAAAACUGAGGUUGUUCACACCAAACUGUAGAUUCUGGGACGAAAGGCCGGAGCUGUGGCCUUUUGAUGACCCUUACUGGGCUAUAUACUGGCCAGGAGGUCAGGCACUGUCAAGGUACCUCCUGGAUAACCCCUCAGUGUGUCGGGGUAAAUCUGUGCUGGAUCUGGGAAGUGGCUGCGGAGCUUCAUCUAUCGCAGCUAAAAAGUGUGGUGCUGCUCAUGUAACUGCAAAUGACAUUGACAGAGUUGCAGCCAUUGCAACAGUCAUCAACUGUGAGCUCAACGCUGUGGAGCCUCCCUUUUGUGUGACUGACAACAUGAUAAGUUCGGAGCCCCAGUGCUUUGACGUGAUCCUCCUGGGUGAUAUGUUCUACGAUGAGGCCCUCGCCACAAGCCUUCACAGCUGGUUGGACCUUUGCAUCAAACGCCAUGGCACCACAGUGCUGAUUGGAGAUCCUGGACGAGCCCAGUUUGAGGAGCAUAGCAUCCGACAGCUGCUGCAUCAGCUGGAUCAGUUUGAACUCCCUAAAUCUGUGCAAGAUGAGAACUAUGGCCUGACCUGCAGCACUGUAUGGCACUACCAGCCUGAUCUCUAAAGACUGGAAAUGAUGAAUAAAACAGUUAAUUUAUUAUGAUAGCGCUGCACAUUUUCCACUCAGUUUUUCUUUCAGUUUCAUUUGUCACCUUUGCCAUGGUGAAAAUCACCAGGACGAUGUAAACAGAAAAAUGCUUGGUGCUAUGUUUUGACACUGAUGAUAUUUAUCAUGUAACACGUGUUUUUGAUGGUGUUUGGCAAUAAUAAAUUCAUUUCAAGAUA
Sphaeramia orbicularis (orbiculate cardinalfish) is the source of this 1254-nucleotide messenger RNA. RefSeq names its product electron transfer flavoprotein subunit beta lysine methyltransferase (gene etfbkmt). Gene Ontology annotation, molecular function: protein-lysine N-methyltransferase activity. The transcript is spliced from 3 exons. The record is from RefSeq and is a predicted model, not a curated record. Gene Ontology annotation, biological process: peptidyl-lysine trimethylation. NCBI's taxonomy places the organism in Eukaryota, Metazoa, Chordata, Actinopteri, Kurtiformes, Apogonidae. Gene Ontology annotation, cellular component: mitochondrial matrix. Bases 269 to 1033 code for a protein of 254 amino acids.